Plectropomus leopardus (leopard coralgrouper) is the source of this 793-nucleotide messenger RNA. NCBI's taxonomy places the organism in Eukaryota, Metazoa, Chordata, Actinopteri, Perciformes, Serranidae. The record is from RefSeq and is a predicted model, not a curated record.
UCGGUCUUCUGCUGCCGUCUGAUAAUCAGCCAUGAUCCUCCAGACUGCUGCGCUCAGCAUCCUCUUCUGCUCUGUGCACAGUUUCACUAUACAGGCUUCUUCUGAAAAGAGCGAGGAGCAAUGUGGUAACAACAUCGAGGAUGACGAGUUCAGCGUCUUUGCGCUGAUAGAGAAGGCCAAUGUUGAUGUUGGAAAAAACUUCAAUGAACCUCUGGUGAUGUUUGGAGACAUAGCAGUGCCAGAGGGUUUCCAGAACGCUGAUCCCUGCACAACACGAGGCUGCCUGUGGCCUAAAGCCACCGAUGGCAACGUCUACAUACCGUACCGCAUCUCCAACCAGUACUCCCGAAGAGAGAGAAAUACCAUCAUCGAUGGCCUGCGAUCAUUUGCUGAGAGAACCUGCAUCCGCUUCACCCCCUUGGAUCGACAGCAGGACUUUUUGGACAUCCAGUCUCUCUCAGGCUGUUUCUCGUUCAUUGGGCGUCGUGGUAAUGGCCAGCCGUUGUCUCUGAGUCGCCGUGGUUGUGUUUUCCGGUCAGUCAUCCAACAUGAGGUGCUCCACGCCCUGGGCUUCAACCACGAGCAGACCCGGUCCGACAGGGACGAGCAUGUUCGCAUUCUGCUGGAGAACGUCAGGGAUGGGUUUCAAUCCAGUUUUACGAAAAUCAACACAAGGAACCUUGGCACUCCCUAUGACUACAACUCUGUCAUGCACUAUCCAAGGUUUGCGUUCUCCAAGAACGGAGAGGCAACCAUCAUUCCUAUCCCCGAUGAAAAUGUAGCUAUCGGUAGG